Messenger RNA from Topomyia yanbarensis, 2097 nucleotides. RefSeq names its product scavenger receptor class B member 1. Gene Ontology annotation, cellular component: cytoplasm; membrane. The coding region runs from base 321 to 2039 and encodes 572 amino acids. The transcript has 10 exons. NCBI's taxonomy places the organism in Eukaryota, Metazoa, Arthropoda, Insecta, Diptera, Culicidae. Gene Ontology annotation, molecular function: scavenger receptor activity. The record is from RefSeq and is a predicted model, not a curated record.
UAUUGGUCGACAGCAACUAUUUGUAGUUGUGCGCUGAUUAUUAUUUUUUUGAUACGCAUACCAAAACACUCGAGGAAACUGUCUGCCAUGAACAAUUAUAAAAUAUAGGUAUUUUUCCUAUGGAGCUAUGAGUAUGAAGUUAAUAUUAAUUACAUAUUAUUCCACAUAUGAUGGUGAGUUGAUGUUUUAAAUACAAAGAUGUUACAGUGCAGUUGAUUGUAUUUUCACUGUUUCGUUAUCGUUCGCGCUCUCUAAACAAAACAAUUCAUCUCAAUAAACCAUCCGUUUCCAUCAGUACAAAGUUCGGUUAUUUUAUAAACAUGAAGAACUUUAUGCAUUGGCUAGGAAACCGUUUUAAUUCAGUGCGUAAUCACAAUUGCGACAACGGUACGGUUGGAAGUUUUGCAGCAAAAAGAAAGAACCAGACGAGGCAGUUUUCGAUCGUCGACUCGUUUUUUCAUUCAAGGAAGGAAGGAGAAAGAACUCGUUAUCCAAAGUGUAUUUUCAUAUUAAUGGCCAUUGGAUUGCUGUCUGUCGGAAUUGGUGUAUUAUCGCACUUUCUGCACCCUUACAUCCGCAUUUUUAAAUGGAAAUUAAUAUUUGAAGCUGGAGGAGAAGUGUUCGAACUAUGGAAAACACCACCAGUCGAUUUAUAUAUUAAUAUAUUUUUGUUUAAUGUAACAAAUGCUUCGGAAUAUCUUAAAGGCAAGGCAGACAAGAUGGUAUUUCAAGAAGUUGGACCAUAUGUAUACAGAGAGUUGUUUUCACACCAAAACGUAACAUUUCUUGCAAACGGAACUCUAUUCACCAAGCCUAGUCAUCCUCUAAUUUUUCAAGAGCACUUAUCGAAAGGACAUAAGGAAAGCGAUAUUUUCUUUUUACCAAACAUAGCGUUGCUAGGUAUCGCACAAAUAAUGUCCAAAAACAAUUAUUUAUUUCGGCUACCAUUGAAUUUGUUGAUUCGUCAGACCAAAUUAUUGCCGUUAGAGCUACAAACAGCAAAACAGUUUAUGUUUGGUUAUGAAACUACUAUAACAACACUAGGCAAUACAUUUCUACCUAACUGGAUAUCAUUCAACAAAGUUGGGUUGAUUGACAGAAUGUAUGAUUUUGAUGAAGACUUUGAAACGAUCUAUACAGGUUCAUAUGAUGCGUCAAUGUCUGGGUUAUAUGAAAGCUAUCUAGGAACAUCAAAAUUAAAGCAAUGGAAAGGAGAUCAUUGUAGUAACAUUCAAAAUGCAUCAGAUGGUACUAAGUUCAAAAGCUUUAUCAAAGAAGACGAACAACUUUUAUUUUUUAGGAAAAGUAUGUGCCGUGCUCAGCGGAUGGUGCAGGAUGGGAACGAUUUUGAAGUUAGUGGUUUACAAGCGACGAAGUUUGUUUUCGAAGAAAAUGCCCUCGACAAUGGUGAAGUCGAUACAAGGAACAAGUGCUUUUGCAGAAAAGGACAGUGUCUGCCUCGUGGAUUGAUCGACGUUACCGAAUGUUACUAUGGCUUUCCGAUUGCGCUCAGUUAUCCACAUUUCCUUGACGCGGAUCCCCAACUUCUGGGCAAGCUAGAAGGUUUAGCACCUAAUGCGUCGUUGCAUAGCAGUUUCUUCAUGAUAAAUGCGCUUUCAGGAUUACCGCUAGCACUAUCCGUGAAAUUUCAAAUCAAUAUGGCAAUAGGUGAUAUAGCAAAUAUAGCUGAAUGCGAACGUUUUUCCAAUAUCGUAAUACCAGCGUUGUGGUUCGAAAUAACAAUGAAACAGCUACCUACUUCGUUACGAAAUAGAUUUUUAUUUUAUUUAUACUAUCUACGGGUUUUUGAUCGUAUAGUUUAUUACCUUCUCUUUGUUGGUGGGGGUUUGUUGCUGCUGUUCGCUGUACUUCGUGUAUCAUAUUCCCUGUCUGCAAGUUUCUCAACGUUACAUCGCAUCUCAAGUUCGACAAGUUCAUACAAAGAGGUAAUAAAUCAUCACCAGGCACAUCACAAGCGACGUAACAGUGCCAAGCAGGAAGAAGGGUCGGAUCAGGAGCGUCAGCACUUUUUGUUGUGAAUAGAAAACUAAAAUAUCAAUAUUCCAAGCAUCUUUUAAAUAUAUUAAACCUAUUUAA